AUGAAUUCUCCGGGUUUGUGAACAUAUACUCGUAGCAAAGUUUAUAUUUCUCCCAUUCUCAGGUAUUUACACCAACGAACAGGAGAACGAUAUCGUCCCCGACGCAAAUGACGAUGUGGCCCCAAAGUAAGCGUGAUGAAAAUUGAAACAUUCAAAUAUUCAACGUUUUUUCAGCGACAGUAUCGGGAGAAAUCCCUUGAAUGAAAUUCCGCAGCACGCUACACCGAAACGUGCGGGAAAAGAAGUGAUGGACACCGAUUCGCCAACUCCUCGUGCUUCUUCCCGAAAACUGUACAGAGAUUUGUUCCCACAUCCUUCAAAUUCGGCUCGAGCGACUCCGGCGGGCACUUCUUCGUCCGAAGGCUCAUCUUUCUCGAAUCCGGCGCUGAAACGGGUGUCCGCAUCUCUGAUUCCGCGAGCAUCGCUAAGAGGGCUGGCAGAUCGGACCUCUCCUCGUUCGGCUUCGGCGUAUUUUGCGAGACGACCUCUCUACUCGACUGAGUCGGAAAUUCCAGCAACUUCUGGCACGUCUAAUUCGUCGAUUGCCGGUUCUUCAUUGGUCAGAGCUGUGGCGGCUCCAAUUCAGACUCCAGCUCUGUCGGGAUCGGACACAGAUGACGAAGAGAUUCCUGAUCUGGUGGCCAUCGACACGACACCAGUCGGCGCGGUUGCUCGGAAUCCAAUUCCAGCUUCCCCAAUCCCAGUUGUAGCAUUGGCCGCUCUGGCAAAAGAACAGCACAGAAGAGUUCUUGACAUGGAAUUCUACGACAACGAGUAUCCGACCCGUAAGUUUGUGCUCACUUUAAUGUCUCUGUAAAGAGGGCAAAAUUGCAGACACGUUCACUCCGGUCGAACGGAAAUACUUCAAAUUGAACGAUUCCGAUUCGAGGGCUGAGGUAAAGACGGCCAUUUUUGAGCCGGAGAUCGAGAACAAUUGCUCGAUUUGCUUUCAAUCGGCAGAUUUGGAGGGAGUCGAAGAACUCUUCAGUUGCCAGGGAUGUAUAAACGGAUGCCAGAAGCUGCCAUGCAAAACUAAGUACCAUCUGAGCUGCAUUCUCGUAAGUGUUUGUUGCUGCAAAUACCUGUAUUUUUUCUAUGGGAAAGACGAGACAUUUGCAUCAAUGAACAGAAUUUUUCACAUGCAGAAAAAACAUUUGCAGAAGUACAACUCAGGUCACUAUAACUUUCAAUACGCCGCCCGUCCCGAAUGCCAGGACAAGCUCCUGUGUCCACUUCACUGUUGCGCGUACUGCGACAAUAAGAGCAUGAAGCAAACGGCUUACAUGGGCGGAAAACUGACCGAGUGUGCCCUGUGCCUCCGCUCAUUCCACACCAACACGUGCCUGCCAGCCGGAAUGAAGUCGUUCGAAGUGACGUUCACAGUGAACGGGGCCAAACACAGGACCGAGAUGAUGAUCUGUCCGAAGCACGUCACCGAGGCAAAGCCGAUCAGGAAGCACAUCGACAGGUGCUUCGACUGCGCUAAGACGAAAGAUCUGAUCAGGUGCAGAACGUGCAUUCGCUCAUUUCAUCGCGAAUGCGUCAGCAAGUACGUGCAGACUGUGGACAGACGGCCGGCUUGUGCUGAUCAGUGUGUCUCGUGCAUGUGCCAAGAUCCGAUGAAGGUCGGUACGCCGGUGCUCGUUCUGUGGACAGAAGCCAAGUGAGUGGAUUGUAAAGAACGCAGCUCAAAACGUCCUCCUUAUUUCAGCCGAUCAAGCUUCCACUUGGCGCACAUCCGUGAUUGGUACAUGUACCCGAACAAGGACAGGUGCAGCAACCGGAACUUCAAUAGAAUCGGAUACUGCGUCGUGCAGUGGGUAUACGAGAAACCAAAGGACCAGUUUUCGCUUGUCGCCGUCGGAAAUGUGACUGAUCUCGAAAUGACGUACCUGCCGCUUGCUGGAGCGAAUGUCUCGCUGUGGAAAAAGACGUUGAAUAGCUACGACGCGUGGGAGAACAUGCCUACAAUUUACAAGAAAGUCAAAAAAGAAAUAUCGGUAAGCAGCUCUCAUCAAAAGCCUCUGAAAUGCUGUGGCAGUUUACACUUUUUGCGAAAGAAUUUUGCACCCAGUGCCUCCCACGAACCUUGCCCUGUUAAGUAUUCAUAUUUUCAGUCGUGCAAGUACACCCAGAGGCCGCUUAAGCAGGGCACAUUCCACGAGACGGAGCCGUGCAAAUGCGUCGGAGAUGCACGGUGCACGACAGCGGAAUGUCCGUACUUUUUGGAGAGUUUCGAAUGCCCGGCGGCGUGCAACAAGAAAGGACCUUGUCAGAAUCGGAAGAUCUCCGCGAAGCACGUCAAUCCGAAGAUGGAACUUCGGAAAGCGGGCCUGAAAGGCUACGGCGUCUUCGCGACGGGCCACAUCAAGGAGGGCGAGUUCCUCGUCGAAUACGCCGGCGAAAUCAUCAACCGCGAGGAGAAAGAUCGUCGUACAAAAGUUGCCGACACUGCCAAAGAUCGGCAGGUAAGUCGUUGGUGUCCGGGAGUGCUUUUCGUAAUAUUAUCGAGACAUUUCACUGUAAAUGCGCUCUGUCGUGUCAUUCGGUAGUGAUCUCGAGAAGAUAAACAUUUUUCGAGUGAAAGAACUCGAAUUCGGAAAUGAAAUAUUUCCUCAACAAAUCGUGUUCGCUUCCUGAGCACGUCUCCGGUGACCGGAGUCCGGUCUUUAUUUCGCUGUAGACCGCAUCCUUAUCACUGUCACUUUUCAGGCGAACCGCUACAUGAUGGAGAGCGGUGAGGGGAUGACGAUCGACGCGAGCGUGUACGGAAAUAUCGCACGCUAUAUCAAUCAUAGCUGCGAUCCGAACUCCGGCUCAUUCCAGACGAAGAUCCACAUAAAGACGCUACAAGGAAGCGAGAGCGUCUACGAAACUCGGAUAUUUGUGAAGACGAUCCGAGCCAUCGAGCCGGACGAGGAAAUAACAUUCGACUAUAUGAUGGACAAUACGGAGGGAACGAAGUGCAGGUGCGGAGCAGAAUGCUGUUCUGGAGUUUUGAAAGGUACUGUGGAAGGAAAUGUGGAAGAGAUGGAAGAAGAAGAAGAAGAAGAAGAGGAUGAAGACGACCCACAGCCGGGACCAAGCAAGAAGUCGAAGCGUUCAGACAAGAAGAAUUUGAAAAGAAAAUUCAAAACAGUACGUUUUUGCCACGAUUAUCUAUUCCCUCAAACUAAUAUCGAUAUUUUCAGAGCUCCGCCGAUACAGACACGAGCUCACCGCCCGCCAAACGAACCGCUCCUCCAAAAACACGUCGCUCGACCGCAGUGCUUCCGGAGGACGAAAGCGAUUCGUCGAGUCAGACGGAGGAGGCGAGACCCGAAUUGUCCCUGGUGUCCUCGCAAAAAGCGGACCAGUUCCAGCCGCCGCCACAUCAACUUCAGAGCAGCCGUCGUUCCGUUUACUCGCGGAUCAACGAUGAGAUAGAGACUCGAUCGAAGACGAGAGCCGAACAGGCGCGAAAAGAAGAGGAAGCUCUGCGACUGGCUCUGCCGAAGAAGAGAGGACCGCCGAAGAAAGUGAAGAAGGAGCCGCAGCCUUCCACUUCAACUGCUCCUAAUCUGGCGGAUUCUUCGGCCGAAGAAGGCCCAUCGGUUCCCUCGACCUCUAGAACGGCGACUCCGCGCGGAAGUGAACAACUGCAGUCGUCGACCGAUAGGCCGACGCGUCGAAGUGGACGGCCCCACAAGCCGAACGUACUGUUUCCGUUAAGAACAUGCCCAACCUCCCCUAGAAAAAGUUUCAGGAUUGA
Molecule: messenger RNA, 3751 nt
Organism: Caenorhabditis sp. 36 PRJEB53466
Lineage: Eukaryota; Metazoa; Nematoda; Chromadorea; Rhabditida; Rhabditidae
Source: the annotation of a GenBank genome assembly